CCCCCUAAUGAAAGACUAGUGGGAGUAGAAAAGCCCAAACCAGGGUUCCCCUCAGAAUUUAACCUGUAAUAAGAGAAAGAUCCCUGUCUAUCACAGGGGUAUCCCAAUAGUCUGACCCUACUCUACUUCCGAGUUAGAAGGGCCUUGGUUGGAACGCGGUGCUCGGGCGCUCGAUAACCCCCGAACAUCUACGGGGGAGGAGUCCCUCGAGAGGCUUUUCGCGAUAUUGGACGCACUCUGGGAGGGCGGACGACAGUCAGAGGCGUCCGCGAAGCUGAUCGCAAAAUUGUAGAAUUCCGACGAAUAGGCCACAACAAGUGAGAUACCCAAGAUAAAAGGAACGAGGGGCAGAAUCGACGAGGAAUCAAUCACAUAAAAUCGUGAAUGAAAAAGCGUGACGAGAAUUCUUAACUCGAGAUGGUAGAGGGUGCAAAAUCAAUAGGUGCCGGAGCUGCUACAAUUGCUUCAGCGGGAGCUGCUAUCGGUAUUGGAAACGUGUUCAGUUCUUUGAUCCAUUUCGUGGCCAGAUGGUGCAAUACGAAUGACUACUUGUGA
Messenger RNA from Prunus dulcis (almond), 555 nucleotides. Its product is annotated as ATP synthase subunit 9, mitochondrial. Gene Ontology annotation, biological process: proton motive force-driven ATP synthesis. Lineage: Eukaryota; Viridiplantae; Streptophyta; Magnoliopsida; Rosales; Rosaceae. Gene Ontology annotation, molecular function: proton transmembrane transporter activity. The record is from RefSeq and is a predicted model, not a curated record. The transcript has a single exon.